This is a messenger RNA of Gopherus flavomarginatus (Mexican gopher tortoise), 1055 nucleotides long. RefSeq lists its product as uncharacterized. Lineage: Eukaryota; Metazoa; Chordata; Testudines; Testudinidae. The coding region runs from base 83 to 1051 and encodes 322 amino acids. The transcript is spliced from 2 exons. The record is from RefSeq and is a predicted model, not a curated record.
UCUACAUCUACAAUUUUGCAGCGCUGGUUGUUACAGCUGUAUUAGUACAGCUGUAUAGGGCCAGCGCUGCAGAUGGUGUUAGAUGUGGCCACACUACAGCGCUGUUGGGCGGCUUCAAGGGGGGUUCGGGGAACGCGAGAGCAAACCGGGGAAGGAGACCAGCUUCGCCGCGGUUUGCUCUCGCGUUCCCCGAACCCCCCUGCAAACCGCAGGGAAGGAGACCUGCUUGCACGGGGGUUCGGGGAACGCGAGAGCAAACCGGGGAAGGAGACCAGCUUCGCCGCGGUUUGCUCUCGCGUUCCCCGAACCCCCCUGCAAACCGCAGGGAAGGAGACCUGCUUGCACGGGGGUUCGGGGAACGCGAGAGCAAACCGGGGAAGGAGACCAGCUUCGCCGCGGUUUGCUCUCGCGUUCCCCGAACCCCCCUGCAAACCGCAGGGAAGGAGACCUGCUUGCACGGGGGUUCGGGGAACGCGAGAGCAAACCGGGGAAGGAGACCAGCUUCCCCGCGGUUUGCUCUCGCGUUCCCCGAACCCCCCUGCAAACCGCAGGGAAGGAGACCUGCUUGCACGGGGGUUCGGGGAACGCGAGAGCAAACCGGGGAAGGAGACCAGCUUCCCCGCGGUUUGCUCUCGCGUUCCCCGAACCCCCCUGCAAACCGCAGGGAAGGAGACCUGCUUGCACGGGGGUUCGGGGAACGCGAGAGCAAACCGGGGAAGGAGACCAGCUUCGCCGCGGUUUGCUCUCGCGUUCCCCGAACCCCCCUGCAAACCGCAGGGAAGGAGACCUGCUUGCACGGGGGUUCGGGGAACGCGAGAGCAAACCGGGGAAGGAGACCUGCUUGAUUACCAGAGGCUUCCUCAGGUAUGCUGGGAUACCUGCUUAUUCCACGGAGGUCAAGAAAAGCGCUGGUAAGUGUCUACACUUGAUUACCAGCGCUGGAUCACCAGCGCUGGAUCCUCUACACCCGAGACAAAACGGGAGUACGGCCAGCGCUGCAAACAGGGAGUUGCAGCGCUGGUGGUGCCCUGCAGAUGUGUACACCUCCUAAGUUG